Capsicum annuum is the source of this 1185-nucleotide messenger RNA. RefSeq lists its product as uncharacterized. The coding region runs from base 258 to 1043 and encodes 261 amino acids. The transcript is spliced from 2 exons. Gene Ontology annotation, molecular function: zinc ion binding. NCBI's taxonomy places the organism in Eukaryota, Viridiplantae, Streptophyta, Magnoliopsida, Solanales, Solanaceae. The record is from RefSeq and is a predicted model, not a curated record.
AUAUAUUUCCUUUGGCAUAUGGUGUUCUUGAUUCUGAAAAUGAUGCAUCUUGGAUGUGGUUCUUCGAGAAUCUAAAGGAAGCGUACGGGGUUAGGCAAAACAUGUGUGUUGUGUCUGAUAGGAAUCCAAGCAUUAUAAAGGCUGUUGGUGAUGUGUAUGAAGAUGUUCCACAUUAUGCAUGUAUUUGACAUCUAUGGGGUAAUGUGAAAAAACUUUACAGAAAGUCACACGAUGCAUUGUCGGAGAUAUUUUAUACAAUGGUCAAAUCAUAUUCAAAGUCAGAAUUUCACAUGUUAAUGAAAAGAGUUGAGGCAGCUGAUAUGAGAGUGAAGAUAUGUUUGGAAUUGGCCGGUUAUGAAAAGUGGGCUAGGUCGCAUGCAAAAGUUCACAGAGGAUGGACUUUGACUUCAAACAUUGCAGAGUCAAUAAAUGGAGUGCUUGUAUCAGCUAGAGAAUUGCCAAUUUAUGACUUUCUUGAGAAAGUUCGAUUACUGUUUGCAAAAUGGAAUUGUGCAAAUAGGAAGGAGGCUUCAUAUACCUUCAUAACAAUCAUUGGAAAUUUUAAUGACAUAUUCAGUGAGAACGAGGCUUUGUGUACCCGUAUGACGGUUGUAUCAGCCACAAAGUAUGUAUAUACGGUACACGACAAACAAAAGCACUUCAUUGUUUGCAUCAAAGAAAAUAAAUGCUCAUGUAAUACUUUUCAAAUAGAUGAGAUACCAUGUGCACAUGCUUGUGCGGUGUUAGAGAAAAAGAAUUUUGAGAAGGGGCCAUACUGUUCUGAUUUGUUUAAACUAAAAACAGUUUUGAAGACAUAUGAUGUUCCAAUGUACCCGUUGCCACACAGCGAUGACUGGAUAAUUCCAGAGACCACACUUGCUGAAAUAGUACUGCCUCUAAAAUACAAAAGACCUCCAGGAAGACCUGCAAAGAAGGAUCGUGGAAAAUCAGGCCGGGAUAUGUUUGGAAAGAAGAAUAUCUACUCAUGUGGUGGUUGUGGGGUUAAGGGUCACAAUAGGCACUCUUGUAGGAAAUAUAAAUGAUACAUUUCUUUUUUUGUAUUGUUUCUUAUUUUUUUUUUCUUUUUUUAUAAUGAUGAACUAAUUCAGUCUAGUUAAUGCAUUUAUGAAUCAUUUGACAAUUGAAGACAGUAAUAUCUGAAUAAUAGAGCUAUAUAUGUUUCAA